ACGCGAAACGCGAAUAUCUCGCCAUCGGUUGCGAUGCGAAGCAUCGCCAGGCCAAACAUCACGGCCAUCCCGCUUGAAUCUUGUAUAUAAACUCGUGUGGCACAUAAUCUGACUCUGAUUAUGUAUUUUAUUUGGAUUACAGUAGCGUCUUUUACAUUUGCAAAUUGCAUAGCUACUGAUGGCACGCUUGUAAAUGUUAAUAAGUAUUGCAGAGAUAGAGAUAGAUUGAUUACGUCCGAGGAAAACGACGAGUAUUUGCUCGUAAGUGCGGAGAAUCGAACAACUGUUAUAUUAGCAUGUCGUUACUGCAACGAGCGCGACGAGUCCGAAUCGAAAAUCUGGUACUAUCAAGACCGAUAUCGAGAAACAUCGGAGAAAGAAGUCGAGUUGGAUACGAACAACAACGUUUCGUACAGCAGAGUUUACACAACGCCGGAGUUUGGUCUGGUGAUCAAAAACUUCUCGUCGGUCACCGACGCCGGCAUCUAUCGAUGUCACGGGAAAGACGGACAAGAGGAAGAAAACAAAUACAACUACAGAAUCGAACCAAUUCUCAAAGAUAUCGGCGGCGAAUUUGUUGAAGAGGGAAACAUAACUGAAUGGGAGAAAUAUCACGAAACGUAUUUGUUACCCGUUACCAUGAGAUUUGCGGUCUCGCAAAUGAUGGACUUAGCUAGGAUUCGCGAAGAAGGAGUGAUUCUUCAAGUGAUAUCCGAAUGGGGUCCCUGGGGUCCGUGCAAGCAAUGUGUGUAUUAUCGCGGCAUUAAGACCAGCAGAGGUUAUUGCAGAUUGAAGCGCAACAUAAACUCGACAAUGGCACAGAGAAACGAUUCUCUUGUUAUACGUUUUUUCCGAAUAUCUCCGAAACUUCCUUGCAAAUCCAUCUUGCUUCAAACCGAAUUUCCCAGCAUCAGCCGUGCCGUGCGAUCGUUGCCAGAGUUCGUCUUGAGAGAAUCUUGCAAAAAAUGUCCACUCGCGAGGAAACGGAAGAAAGGUGAAAAGUUCCGAUACGCGAAGAGAUACGUUCUCGCCGAGGGCGCGCAUCUCGCCGUAGCGUGUCCGGAAUCGAGCACAGCGUCGCAAGUAAUUUGGAAGAAGGACAAACUCACUUUGCGACCGGGAACCGGUCGAUCAUUUCGUAAAAAAGAUGAGGUGGCGCGAAUAGUGAUAGACACCUUCUCGACACUUUAUUUAACGGAUGUGUCUAAAGAGGAACAAGGUAAUUACACCUGUUACGUGGAUGACGUUAACAUGAUGCGUUUGAAAAUUGUCGUCGUAUCUAAAACUCGCUUUCUCACACAAGCUUUUUUUCGGCAUUUGGGCUACCUGGGAGUUAUAAUCUUCUUGACUUCGAUCUGCUAUUGCGCAGGUGUGGUGAGAGUUUGUCGACGAAAAGAUAAAUUUCUGUCUUUAUCGCAGAAUGAUCCUUUUGGAAAAGAAAUUGAAUAAAUUCGAUAUUCGAAGUUACAAACAUGUUGACGCGAAAAUACAUCUCUAGUACAUCUUUAGUAUUUGUACGUAAACUAAUUUUUUUUGUUUUAGAAAUAAUGCCAUAAAACGCACGCUUCUACUCAUCAUCUGCUUUUCAUUCUCCUUUUUAUACAGUUACGUAUUUCUAAGUAUCUUUAUUAUUGCCACGAUGAUGUUAUCUCAUUAACAUUGUGCGUGACAAAGGCCGGUUGAAAACACUCCUCGUGCGGCUAUUUCCUUCGCGUUCCUUUGAUCCGAUCUUCCUUGGCAUACGAUGACCUUAAAGUAAAGUGAAAGGGGGAACUGGUAGAGACAGUUACGAGGCGUACGUACGUGUCUGUCCACAGAUAGUUUAGUUCCAAAAUGGCUGUGUCUCAUCGUAGCUCCCGGUUUCUUGUUUACAGUCAUUAGCGAGUUACCGAAGUCAUUUUAUAAGAAGACUGAACCGACAUUA
Messenger RNA from Pseudomyrmex gracilis, 1924 nucleotides. RefSeq lists its product as uncharacterized. The transcript is spliced from 10 exons. The record is from RefSeq and is a predicted model, not a curated record. Bases 121 to 1449 code for a protein of 442 amino acids. Gene Ontology annotation, biological process: regulation of synaptic transmission, cholinergic; sleep; positive regulation of voltage-gated potassium channel activity. NCBI's taxonomy places the organism in Eukaryota, Metazoa, Arthropoda, Insecta, Hymenoptera, Formicidae.